This is a messenger RNA of Spinacia oleracea (spinach), 935 nucleotides long. RefSeq names its product protein CHLORORESPIRATORY REDUCTION 41, chloroplastic. The transcript has a single exon. Lineage: Eukaryota; Viridiplantae; Streptophyta; Magnoliopsida; Caryophyllales; Amaranthaceae. The record is from RefSeq and is a predicted model, not a curated record. The coding region runs from base 92 to 757 and encodes 221 amino acids.
UUUGAGUAGCGUAUUACCACAAACAAAGCAGAAGAAGAUAAGUAAAACCUUAUCCUUGGCAAUGCCCAAGUAGUUCAUCAACAACAAACAAAUGGCUUCAUCCACUCUUCAGUUUCUCUCCCAAACAACAACCCUUCAUCUGCACCUCUUCCAACCAACUCAAGCUUUUCAUACAUUACCUUCAUUUCCUCUAAAACAUCGAAAACUCGACCUUAUUUCAAUAAAAUGCACUACAAACUCCUCACCACUUGAACCAGUAGCAGACAGUUUUCCCACCCCAAGCCCAGAGAAUGUAGCCACAACCCCUGCAGAGAACUUCCCCAUUGACAAGAGAAGAGCAUCCGAAAUAAUCAGGGACCGAAAGGCUCGAACCGAGCUCGUAAAACUGGAACCUCCCAACUUUGAGAUAGGUUGGAAGAGGACUAAACCCAUCAACCUAGAGAAGCCUACAGGGUAUGUGAUCAUGGAUUUUCUAGAUAAGUUUGAAGGAUUGAUGAGUCGAGAAUUCGGGUCGAAAGAGCUGCUGGUUAAGGCAGGAGAAAUAGUAGCUGAAAGAGCAAGAGAAGAGGCAGAGGAUUUAAGAGAUGAAGGCAAAGUUGAAGAUAGGAUGGUCACUGAACUUUCCAGGGUUUUGAAGUUAAUGGAAAUGGAUUUGGUAAUGGUUAAAGCUGCUUAUAAAGAAGAGACUCUAAAUGAGAGGCUUGAACAAGCUAAGGCGAGGUGCAGGCAAGCUAUUCUUGUUGCCAAAUCUUUUUGAUUAUUUUUCCAAAAAAGUGACGCCAAAUUCUGGGAAUUGAUAGUUCUAAACUAUAGUUUCUUAGUUAUGUAUAAUAGAGGAAAUUCUGAUCUUGCACCUAAUUUCUGAUUAAAUCGCGCACAGUUUACUCAUUGUUCAGAGUUUGACAUCAGAUAUGCUUUAAUACGACAUAAGUUUA